Messenger RNA from Microtus ochrogaster (prairie vole), 1069 nucleotides. RefSeq names its product mitochondrial ribosomal protein L19 (gene Mrpl19). Lineage: Eukaryota; Metazoa; Chordata; Mammalia; Rodentia; Cricetidae. Gene Ontology annotation, cellular component: ribosome; mitochondrial large ribosomal subunit. The record is from RefSeq and is a predicted model, not a curated record. Gene Ontology annotation, biological process: translation. Gene Ontology annotation, molecular function: structural constituent of ribosome.
CAUGUGUCGACAUGGCGGCCCCCAUGGCAGAAGGCUGUAGGGUGUCCCUGAACCUGGCCCGGAGCUUCCGAACGGCCAGGCCGCGGCUCGCUACAGUCGCGUCUGAUGUCUUCUGUGUCCGCACGGGACCGAGCCGGCUUCAGAGCACCGGACCUUCCGAGCCCAGUGGGUUCAAGCCACCUCCGAAACCUGUCAUGGUGGACCGGCGCCAAGCCCCGGAGGAGCAGAGAAGGUUCCUGAGUCCUGAAUUCAUUCCUCCAAGGGGCAGAACAAACCCUCUGAAAUUUCAGCUAGAACGAAAAGAUAUGCUUGACAGGAGAAAGGUGCUUCACAUCCCAGAGUUCUAUGUCGGAAGCAUACUGCGUGUCACCACAGCCGACCCAUAUGCCAGUGGAAAAACCAGCCAGUUCCUGGGGAUUUGCAUCCAGCGGUCGGGAAAAGGGCUUGGGGCUACUUUUACCCUUAGAAACACGAUUGAAGGACAAGGUGUGGAGCUUUGCUUUGAAUUGUAUAAUCCUCGAAUCCACGAGAUCCAGGUGGUGAAGUUGGAGAAGCGGCUGGACGACAGCCUGCUGUAUUUACGGGACGCCCUCCCUGAGUUCAGCACCUUUGAUGUUAACAUGAAGCCGGUCCCACACGAGUCCUGCCAGGAAGUGCCUGUUAACAAGCUCCAAGUUAAAAUGAAGCCAAAGCCGUGGUCCAAACGCUGGGAACGUCCAUACUUCAACAUUAAAGGGAUCAGAUUUGAUCUUGCUUUAACUGAGGAGCAAAUGAAAGAAGCCCAGAAGUGGAGCCAGCCAUGGCUUGAGUUUGAUAUGAUGAGAGAAUAUGACACUUCAAAAAUCGAAGCUGCAUUAUGGGAAGAAAUAGAAGCAUCAAAGAAGUCUUGAUCUUGGGAAUGGUGAGGUGGCUGCUCGGGCCUGAUGACCCGAGUUCAGUUAUGGAGCCUGGAGUGGAAGGAGAGAACUGAUUUCUCAAAGUUGCCCUUUGUCUUCUACAUGCACACCCUGGCAUGUGUGGACCCAACUUGUAUACACAUGUAAAAAUAAAUUUUUCUUUUAAGCCCUUG